Messenger RNA from Oncorhynchus kisutch (coho salmon), 967 nucleotides. RefSeq names its product gap junction Cx32.2 protein-like. The transcript is spliced from 2 exons. The coding region runs from base 1 to 837 and encodes 278 amino acids. The record is from RefSeq and is a predicted model, not a curated record. Lineage: Eukaryota; Metazoa; Chordata; Actinopteri; Salmoniformes; Salmonidae. Gene Ontology annotation, molecular function: gap junction channel activity. Gene Ontology annotation, biological process: cell-cell signaling. Gene Ontology annotation, cellular component: connexin complex.
AUGCAGUGUGACUCCGCAAUUUGGGGACUGGUCAUAUCUUUUAAAUUACUGGACAAGGUGCAGUCCCACUCAACAGUGAUUGGGAAGAUAUGGAUAAGUGUCCUGUUUAGCUUCAGGAUCCUGGUUCUGGUUGCUGGAGCCAACAGUGUGUGGGGCGACGAACAGUCUGAUUUCUACUGCAACAACGAAGAACCUGGUUGUGAAAAUGUCUGCUACGACUGGAUCUUCCCCAUAUCACACAUCCGUUUCUGGGUCAUGCAGAUCAUCUUCAUCUCCACUCCAACUCUUCUGUACCUGGGCCAUGUCAUGCAUGUCAUCAGCCAGGAGAACAAGCUGAGAGCCAUACUGCACAGCCAAGAAGAUAAUGGCACGUUGAAGAAGCCCAAAUACACAGAUGACAGGGGGAAAAUCAAAAUCAAGGGAAUACUGCUGCGUAGCUACAUGACCCAAUUGCUCUUUAAGAUAGUGUUAGAGCUCGCUUUUAUUGCGGGACAGUACUACUUAUACGGGUUUGUCAUGAAAUCCUUCUUCCAAUGUCAACAAGAGCCCUGUUCCAAACUGGAUGCUGAAUGCUUCAUGUGCCGUCCUACAGAGAAGACCAUUUUCAUAAUAUUCAUGCUUGUUGUGGCCAGUGUGUCUCUGCUUUUGAAUGUGGUCGAGGUGUUUUAUUUGAUUUUCACCAGAGUAAAAUGUGGAGCCAAGAAACAGUGCCCACUGCAUAUCAACUCAUCUGAGAACACAGCCACCCUCUACAACCCAGAAUCAGCAUGGCACGGUAACAUGGAUGGACAUAAAGAUCACUCACUCAUUACUACACAGAGUCCAGAGCGAAGCUGAACUGUUGGAGGAAGAGAAGAACACGUGUUAGGCUUCUAAUAGAUUUCACUUGAUGGCGCUCUGCUCUGUGAAGUGGCAUACUGUAAUGAGUGGCCUACAAGAAAUAUAAAAAGUGUACAGUUACAUUCCA